Molecule: messenger RNA, 948 nt
Organism: Exophiala oligosperma
Lineage: Eukaryota; Fungi; Ascomycota; Eurotiomycetes; Chaetothyriales; Herpotrichiellaceae
Exons: 3
Coding region: 198-566 (122 amino acids)
Biological process (GO): intracellular protein transport
Cellular component (GO): Sec61 translocon complex
Source: RefSeq, a predicted model, not a curated record
AAAGUGUCCACAACCACAAUCACCUUUCAAACCACAACCCGCAACUCACAUUCCUUUGCAAAGCAACUGCGCGUCGAUAUCUCAUGCGCUCGAUAGUCUUUGGAACAAUCACUUGAGCACUUCUUCGUUUACCUUCGCGCAGUCGCCCACAAGUCGCGGCACGAGAUCACUGCCCACCCCUACAAUUCUUUCCAGCCAUGGCUUCUCCCAGACCCUCCUCACCUCUGACCUCUGGCCCUGAAUCCGGUCCCGAUUCCACUCCGUCCGCUGCCAAAACCAGUGGUUCGUCCUCGAUCGCACGCGCAGGCUCGCCUCCUGGAGGUCCUCGAUCUGCUAUUCGACGUCGCGCAGCUGCCGACCACAAGGAAUCAGUCAAGAAUGCUCGACCAGCCUCAACACGCGCCGCCGGCGCAGGUGGUUCCUCAGGCACUAUGCUGAGGCUAUACACCGACGAGAGCCCAGGGCUCAAGGUUGACCCCAUGGUUAUUUUGUUUCUGAGUUUGGGUUUCAUUUUCAGCGUGGUCGCCUUGCAUCUCAUCGCGAAGGUUACGAAGAGAUUCUCCUAGACUUAUCUGGCAAAACACGGACAAGCGGGUACACGGGAUGCAGACAAAAGCUCAAGUUCAGUCAUAUUUUGUAUAGUACCGACAAGUGGUUGCAAAUCACCAUGCAAGGCUAUCCCAUCUUUCAAGCUUUGAUAGCAGAAAUACCGACAACGGCCUCGGAGUUGAUUCGAGCUUUGUGAAAAGAAGGAUUACAGAUGAAUACGGCGCGUUGUGAAGGAGUCUGAGGAAUAAAUGAUCACUUCUUGCUCCUGUCCAUUCAAGACCACUGGCCAGUUCUGCCAGAAUUCUGAAGAGUUUUUUCGUGCCUAUUGAAGUUUUGUUUCGUAAAGAAGACGAAGAACGCUGUAGGGUCUGCUGGGCGUAUUGAAUGUGACCACUUCUC